Hyposmocoma kahamanoa is the source of this 2164-nucleotide messenger RNA. Its product is annotated as gastrulation defective protein 1 homolog. The record is from RefSeq and is a predicted model, not a curated record. The transcript is spliced from 5 exons. Lineage: Eukaryota; Metazoa; Arthropoda; Insecta; Lepidoptera; Cosmopterigidae. The coding region runs from base 38 to 2062 and encodes 674 amino acids. Gene Ontology annotation, cellular component: site of double-strand break; nucleus. Gene Ontology annotation, molecular function: protein binding. Gene Ontology annotation, biological process: regulation of DNA double-strand break processing.
GCCGCAUUAUUUAUCUACUUUAUUCAGUACAAAAACAAUGAGUAAAAAACCAAUAUCGUUCGGCAAAAUCAGUUUUAAAGCAAACAAAUCCUCGGAAACAUCGGAUAGUGAUAAAAAUGAGUCCACAUCAGGGUUCGGAACGUUCGGGCGAACACCAAUACAAGACGCUAAGGAAAUCGAAGAGAUAGCUGUCGACCUAGAAAAUCAGCAUGUAGAGCAUGUGAUGGGCAUAAAAAAUUUUGGUAAAAAAGCUAAAAAUUUCAACAUUGAAGAAUUAAUGGAGCAAGCAAGAAAAACGGCACAAGAACAUAAUAAAAAAAGAUUAGAGGCUGAAGCUGCACAAUCUGCAGCCAAAGAUGUUAAAAAAAAUAAUGACAAUGAUGACGAUGAUGACUUGAUAGGACCUCCAUUACCCCCCAGCAUGGUAAAAGGGGAGGAAACAUCAUCAAAAACUUCAAAAGACGAUGAUUUAAUUGGUCCACCAAUACCAAAGUCGGCACAAGAGGCAGAAGAAGGUGACAAGGCAGCUGAAGGUGACAAGGAAGCUGAAGACAGUUAUGAUGAACUUAGUGGAUCGGAUGAUGAGGAACUGACACUGGAAAAACGUAUACCCAAUACUCAUGAGGUAGAGAUGCAUCAUGGUACCAAAGCAGUAGUAGCACUGGCUGUAGACCCUUCAGGGGCCCGGCUAGCUACAGGAUCCAUUGACUAUGAUGUCUCUUUUUGGGACUUUGCAGGUAUGGACUCUUCAAUGCGUUCUUUCCGAACCCUUCAACCCUGCGAGAACCAUCCUAUUAGAGCAUUGCAAUAUUCAGCUACAGGAGACUCUAUUCUGGUAGUCAGUGGGUCCGCACAGGCCAAAGUUCUGGACCGAGAUGGAUUUGAGGUGCUAGAAUGUGUGAAAGGAGACCAGUAUAUUACUGAUAUGGCCAGAACUAAGGGCCACACAGCAGCGUUGAACUCCGGAUGCUGGCAUCCUCACAUCAGAGAAGAAUUCAUGACAUGUUCCCAAGACGGAACCCUUCGUCUCUGGCUUGUAGAAAACCCAAAACAACACAAAGCAGUAAUCAAACCACGACAACAAGGAGGUUUAAAAACGAACCCAACAGCAUGUGCAUUUUCUAAGGAUGGUAACACUGUAGCAUGUGGCUGUUUUGAUGGCUCCAUUCAAAUGUGGGACCAUAGAAAGAAUUUUGUCAACACAAGUAUGCAACUCAGAGAUGCUCAUCAAAACCAGACAGAGAUAUCAUGUAUAUCUUACUCGUACCUUGGAUCUUUUUUGGCAAGUCGAGGCAAUGAUGACACUAUGAAACUAUGGGACUUAAGAAGCUUCAAGAAACCGUUGAACGUAUUUAGUGAUCUAUUUUCAAGAUACGAACAAACUGACUGCUCAUUCAGUCCAGAUGAUAGCAUGGUGUUUACUGGAGAAUCAUUACAAAAAGGACGGGAUUUUGGACGAUUGAUAUUCUACAAUUCAAAAACGUUUGAAGAAGUCAUGAAUAUUGAAGUGACAAAAUCGCACAUUAUCAAAGCCGUUUGGCAUGCAAAGUUGAAUCAAAUAUUUGUCGGUUGUGGAAACGGUGUUGUGAAGUGUUACUAUGACAAUAAGAAAAGUCUACGUGGUGCGAAACUGUGUGUCAUCAAGACUCAUCGGAAGAGACACUCCGUAGAGGUUGUCAGUUCUCAACAAAUUAUCACACCUCAUGCCUUACCAUUAUUCAGGCAAGAGAAACUACGGACAAGCAAGAAGAAAAUGGAAAAGGACCGAUUAGAUCCGGUGAAAUCUAGAAGACCAGAUUUACCAAUCACAUCAGGCCAGGGAGGCAGGGUCGCUCAGUCUGGUAGUACAUUAAGUUCAUUUGUCAUCAGAAAUCUUGGUUUGAGCAAGCGAGUUGAUGAUGAACAGGAUCCAAGAGAAGCCAUUUUGAAGUAUGCAAAGGAAGCAGAAGAAAAUCCCUUCUGGGUUGCUCCAGCAUACACAAAGACACAACCAAAGCCAAUUUUCCAAGAUGACGAUGACAAUGACGGACCAUCUGAUGCCAAGAAACAAAAAUCUUCAUAAAUAAAAUAUUGUAUGAAGUUUAAUUAUAAUUGAAUAAAAUUAUAUUUUAUUUUAAAUGUAUUAUACCUACUAAUAAAUAUUGCCCGUAGACCUGUCUUGUUG